Wyeomyia smithii (pitcher-plant mosquito) is the source of this 1663-nucleotide messenger RNA. RefSeq lists its product as uncharacterized. The record is from RefSeq and is a predicted model, not a curated record. Bases 135 to 1535 code for a protein of 466 amino acids. The transcript is spliced from 3 exons. Lineage: Eukaryota; Metazoa; Arthropoda; Insecta; Diptera; Culicidae.
UUUCACAGAUGCAUGAUGAAUGCGCUUAGUGUGCCGAAAUACAGCUGGCAGCUGUGAGUGAUUUAUUGGACUGAGCAGAGGAAAGAAAAAAACGGUUUCAGGAAUAGUGAAAACGUGUCGAUCCCUGGGACAGGAUGAACGCCAUCCUGGUGGCAAUCGUGUGCUUUGUCGCUUUGAAGGAACAUGCUCGGGCUCAGCCAAAUGUUUUUGAAGCUGGUUUAGCUGUUUUCGCCUCGGCCGUUGCAAAAGGGAAGAAAAUAAUUGAUCAUGGGGUUAGCCUGCAAUCCGAGCGGCAGCAAAAUAUUGACUUUUUUGGAUUGAAGUUUGGCACGAACAAUGGUGUAAACACUGGAUUUGGGGAAGCGGUCGAAGAAAAAACAAUGAGUAGUGCUGAAGAUGACCUAACGAGAAGGAAAAGGUCUCCGAUGCUGGUAGAAACGUACAACCCGACUGGUCUACUGCCAAACUCCGCUAUAGGCAGCAAUGUAAAUUUCGUAACAAUCAACUCGGUUGUCAGUGUGAACCAUUAUGGUUUACCGGCUGAAGUUAGCACUGCACCUCCGGCGGAACGAAGGAAACGUUUGACUGCUGGUGAAAGAUCUUUGAAAGUGAUUUUUAUUGCGAAAGAAUACCACGACUAUCCACAAGGUCUUGCAAAGCUUGAAAAUAAUUUGGUGGAUACUCCGUUGAUUCGCAACAGAAGAUCUGGGGAACCAAAAUCCUUCAAACUAGAAAGCAAUCGUACAAUCAAGGGGAAAGGACGGAACUCUAAGACACGAGGCAAAAGGCUACUUUAUUCCCUAAACAGUGGAGUGACACCAAAUCAUUCAGAUGGGUUUCAACACAAAUAUAAGCGUUCACCGCAGGAAAGUACAACGCUCCCGGGACCACCGGUAACUUCAACCGAUCAACCGGUUGGUGAUCGUCCGCAAAAUUUUCCACCACCAAGGGACGGAGGUCAUCGAGGUGGUCGUGGACGGGGUCUUCCUCCCAGUGGCUGUCGUGGAGAGGGACCACCACCUCCACCUGGAGAAGAAGACGCAGGAAAAGAUACCGCAGAGGCAGAAUCUGCAGGGGAUUAUGUUGCAAAACAAAAACGCGGAAUAAAUAGCGCAAAAGGUGGAGCGAACAGUGUUGGUUCGGGAUCUGAGGCUAUAACCAGUUCUAACGACACCGAUAAUUCUGGAUCAAGUGAAUCUAAGUACUCUAGUGAGAAACCCGAAGGGGAUGUGUCAGCAAGUCAGGAAAAUGAAACUCCAGUAAAUGAAGCUUCAAAUAACACGCAACAUCUGCCGAGAAGUAAGCGUUCACCAUGUGGAGCAGGUCGGGUUCGGACGAUGACCACAGCUGCUUCAAUCAGAAUCAGGAGAGAAGUAUCUUCGGACGAAGCAGCCGAUAAAGCUGCUUCGUGGUUUUCCUCGAUAGUAGAUGUUAUUGUCAACUCGGCUAAAAAGGUGGUGGAAGCAACGAGGAGAGUCUUUGGUUCGAAUGACGGAUUAGGUGGCCCUAUGAACGAUGCAGAAACUAUGGCUUGAUUCUAUUUAAAAAAUUCAUUGAAUUAAAUUAAAUCAUUAGUUAAUUUUUCGAGUUGUUAUAAUCUUUAGAUUAGACAAGAUAAAAACUUUACUUAUUUUUUGAUGAAUCAAAUGAAACGGUCAAUGAA